Messenger RNA from Ceutorhynchus assimilis (cabbage seed weevil), 4880 nucleotides. Lineage: Eukaryota; Metazoa; Arthropoda; Insecta; Coleoptera; Curculionidae. The record is from the annotation of a GenBank genome assembly.
GUUUUUUACCUCUAAAUUAUUAUUAAUUUUAAAAAAAUCUUAAUUAUUAUUAAAUAAGCAAUUAAAAUUUGUAUUUUGCAAUGUUAAAGUCUUGCGGGCCUCCCGAAGACGUCUUGGAUUUACAAUUCAAACUCCAAUGCCGGCUCAAAAUAUUCGAAAACAAGGAGGUUUCUCAAUUUACCAACGCAUACAGCUUAGUAACUUGUGCGAGCCGUUAUGGACUUCUAUUUGUUGGAACAAACUCGCAUAACUUCCAAGUUAUUCAAACUCAAACACUCCAGCAUUAUGGCCCCAAAGAAAAAGAUGAUUAUCCUAAAAGAGACGUACAAAUACCUUCAGCCCCGAAACAUCUUUCUGUUAACUGUGACUCGACAAUUCUUGCAGUUGUAGUUGAAAGAAGUCAAUGUCCCACAGUUAUAUUUUACGACGUGCUCUCAUUUUUGCAACAAAACAUAAAAAUAAUCAAAGAAAUAAGAUUAUCAGCGACCCCUAACGUUUUCAUACAAGAAAUCAACUGGAAUCCCGCCCUUCCAGCCAUAUUUACAACAUGCAAAAGUGACGGUUCUUUGGGAGUUUACGAACUAAAAGGAGAAUCUGUUGAAAUCAAUGAACUUCCAACUGCAGCGGCAGCCACGUGUUUUUGCUGGAGCCCAAAAGGCAAGCAAAUCGCCGUGGGAUCUAGAGAUGGCAAAAUAACGCAAUACAAGCCAGAUUUGAAGGCGGUUAAAGUGAUUGCCGAGCCUAAAUUGGAAGGCGGGUGCUCCCUUAUCGCUUUGCAAUGGGUUUCGAAUUAUCAGUUUGUUGGAUCGUAUCAUAGGGCUCAAGAUGGUACUUCGUUUAUUAUUGUGGUAGAUGCACCGAAAACUGGGGAAACUACUUUUACUAAUUAUGAGGAUAUUUGUUAUAGUGGAUCGGCCAGGCUUGCUCAAUUUUAUAUGAUUUUGCAACAGAAUUGGAAUUUCCUAAUGGUAGCAUCUGCCAACAGUACCGAAGUCGGUGUUCUGAGCAACACUGGCGAAGCCUGGACUCAAUGGAUCAUGCCUGGAUCAGCCAGAGCCGAACUUCCAUUAAGUUCGGAAAAAGAAGAAACUCUACCCAUAGGAAUGACUUUUGAUAUCAGUUCUACAACGCCUCUACCUUGGGAGGAAUCAACCAUACCACCUUGUCCCUUAUUAUGCGUUUUAUCGCAUCAAGGCGUAUUACACUGUUUCAAUGUUGUAUAUUUAAAACCAGGAAUUCCUUCAGUAUGCACACCACCUGAUAAUAUUAAAGAUACUUCAGGAUUGAGUUGUUUUGUGGCAAAAAACUCUCAAUCUCAAACUGGUGAAAUCAAAAUUGGAACAUCUCAGCCGCAAAUCGCAUCCAAUGACACUAAAUUUGUAAUGGCUCCUAAUUUACGGCAAAUUAGUCAAUUACAUGCAGCCAAUACUCCAACAAAAAACGUCACUUUCAAUUUUUCAGCAUCGUCUCAAAGUACGCCUUUAGCACCCCUGAAAACCAAUACCAAUGUUGCCAGCAAAUCAUUGUUCGCCGGUCAAACUACACUCACUCCCAUCAAACCUAAGAAUCAGUCUUUAUUCAGUGAACAAUCAUCAAUUACCCCUGCGAAUCAAUCAACAAUUUUUUCCGCAUUAAAUCCCACUAGUGGACCGCAAAUCAACACUGCUCCAGUUAAACCAAUCGUGAUCAGUGCAGCACCUGUAAAACCAAUACAGGCUGCUGGUCCAAGAAAUAAUUUACCAAUUAAACAAGAAAACCAAGAAGAAACAGACGCUAUGAUGCAACAAAUGAUUAAAGACGAAUGGAUGUAUUUAGAAGCUGAAUUGAAAAUCUUGCUUAAAAUGGGGGGCUCUCUGAAACUAAACAUCGGAAGUGAUGAUGAAAAAAUUGCCAUGGUUCAGCAACUAGAAUCUCUAGAUGAAUUUGUUAAAGAAGCUGUUGAAAUAAGUGUAGGCCAAAGCAAUGAAAUUCACUGUUUAAAGCAAAACUUACUUCAAUCGUGGGCUUGGUACGAAGAAGCCAUUUCGCAUUAUAACGCUUCGAAAAAUGAAGCUGUCGCGUUACUUAUCAAAUGCCAACCGUUAGACACAUUAUCAGAAAAACGACUGAGAGAAAUUAAGCAACUUGAUUUUUAUAUAAAGUCCCAAAUUUCUCAAGCCCACAAAACUUUAGACGAACAAUGGGAUAGUUUUCAAGAUUAUGCAAAGAAAACUCAUAAAGUGAAAAUGCCCACGAUGGAAACCAUAUUUUUAACCAUGGUUAAACAAAAUGCUAUACUUCAAAAGCAAAUUUUGCUUUUAAAACAAAUUUCAUUCCGCUUAACGAAGACUAGUAGCAACGAUAUUGGAAAUUUAACUGCGGGUUUUGAAGAUUUAACUUUAAAUCCGCAACAGAUAAGGCAGCUGCAAUAUGAUAAAGUUAAAAGUUAUAGUAAGAAUUUGUCUCAAGGAAAAAGUAAGCAGUUAAAGGAUUUACUUAAUAAAAGAGAAAUAACUAAAGUCACUGCUGUUAAACCUCAAAUAUCUUCGUUUGCCAUCAAUCAAUCUCCUUCUAGUAGAGUGCGACAAUCUAUUUCUAUGCUAGGAGCCAACGUGUCUCCAGCUGCUAAAGCCUCUAUUGCUAAAAGUUUAAGUUUUGCUCAAUCGCCAACACCAAAAACUCCUGAAAAUAUUGAAAAAUCUACUCCUAGUUUUAGUUCAUUACUCAAAACUGGUCCUGUUAUUAGCAGUUCUCAAGGAAGUGCUUUUACACCUAUCGGCGCUUCUUCUACAUCCAAUAAAAUUACUACACCUUCAUUUUCAUUUGCUGCAACAACUUCCAGUAAAAAUCAAGCGCCUUCAAGUACAUUUUCAUCAAUCUUUAAACCUUCUUCUCAAACGGCAACAUUUUCAUUUGGGUCUACUAGUACACCUAAACCUGCAUCAUCUACAAGUGCCUUAUUUGGUAAUCAAGCCAAUAAUGCCUCAUUUUCUUUUUCUACCUUAUCAACAACCACAAGCACAGGAAAUGUAGAAGUUUCCAAAACAACAACGAAGCCUCCAAGUGGUGUCGCAUCAAUUUUUGCCAACAUACAAUCUGUUAUAGAUAAUGCAACUACUACGACAACUACAACUCAAACAACUUCGCCAACAAAACCUUUAUUUGGAUCAUUCAGUAGUUCAGAUUCUGGACAUUUAUUUGGCAGCGUUUCCAAACCGACAGCAUCAAAUACCACAACAUUCUCUUUUAAAGCUACACCUGCUGAUAAACCACAAUUAACUAAUGUCGAUCAAAAUAAAACUUCACCUAUAAUAAAAAGCGAACCAUCAAAGAUAAUCACCGUAUCUUUGUUUGAUUCCAAAAGUGCAUCAGAUCAAACCAAUACCGAAUCGGGCAGCCAAUCAUUAUUUGGAAAUAAUACAGGGCCAAUAUUUGGUAAUUUAUCAGCAACUGGAUCUUCGAGUUUAUUUUCAAGUUCUCCAGCAGCUACAACAACUACUGCUUCAAAUUCGCUACAGUCAUCAGUAAUUGGCAGUAGUGGCUCAAUAUUUGGUAAUAAGGCUUCGUCAACUUCUACUAGUGGUCCAGCAACGCCUACAUCAGUGUUUGGAAGCACAAAAACCACUUUAGAAACUUCUACUACUACAACGACCACCCCUACAGCAAUCGUAGCUCCUGUCACUGCAUCAACCUCAGUUUUUGGUACCUCAACAUCAGUUUUGGGCACAACUACAACAACUUCAACUAUUUUUGGUACCCCAACAACUAGUGCCUCGAGUACUUUUGAAGCUCCUGCAAUUUUUGGUGCACCAACCACGAGUACAUCAACGUCAGUUUUUGGUAAACCAACUACAAGUACAACGACGUCAGUUUUUGGUACACCAACUACAAGUACAUCAGUUUUUGGUACACCAACAACAACUACAUCGACGCCAGUUUUUGGUACACCAACUACGAGUACAUCGACGUCAGUUUUUGGUACACCAACAACAACUACAUCGACGUUAGUUUUUGGUACACCAACAACUACAUCGACAUCAGUUUUUGGUACACCCACUAUAAGUACAUCGACGUCAGUUUUUGGUGCAUCUACUACGAGUACAUCGACGUCAGUUUUUGGUACACCAACUACGACUACAUCAAGUUCCGUUUUUGGGACGCCUGCAGCUUCUACGGCUCCGAGUGCCUUCGGAGCACCGACGUCUAGUAUUUUUGGGGCAACAACAACCACUUUUGGAACCCCAUCGACUUCUAGUAAUAUUUUUGGAGCCCCUCCUAGUGCUGGUUCCAAUAUUUUCAGUUCGUCUACUGCAGUUUUUGGUGCAACUCCUUCUGGAAACAUUUUCGCAUCGCCACCAAUUAGCAGUGCCUCAGCUUUUGGGGCUCCCGCUACGAAUAUUUUCAGCCCUACAACCACAACGAGUAUUUUUGGCGGUGCCAGCACUACCGCGUCGCCUUUUGGAUCUCAAACGGGGCCAAUGUUUGGUGUUACGGCAACUACAACUGCUGCUGGUGGCGUGUUUGGACAGCCGCCAGCUUUUGGGAGUCAAUCGGUGUUUGGAGGAGCCCCGGCAGCCGCUGGCUCGUCAGUUUUUGGUCAGGCAGCAGCGGCGCCAGCUGUCCCGGCUGCUUCUGGAAAUAUUUUUGGAAGUACUUCUUCUACCAAUGUCUUUGGCUCAGAUUCUUCUAUUGGACCUAGAAAAAAUAUUAAACCACUUCCUUGCUUUGAAAAACAACCAUCUACAGAGCAAUAUCUAAUAGCACAGCUAAUAGGCAUAUUGUCAGAGAAUUGUCACAUAAGUAACAAAUUCACAGUCCUUCACAAAGAUGCAACCGAGGAGAACAUUGAAAAUGCCGAAGCAAACUUCAACGCUAAUGCUUGUGAUUAUUGUGAGCUUUGA